UUUAGGAGUGUGUUGAAAACAAUGACAGAGUUUGUGAGAGAGUUUUGUGUUUUUGUUUGUGUGUGUGUAUGUGAACAUGCAUGCUUGCGUGCGUGAGUGUGCACUUGAAGGUGUGUGAGUGUCUGCUGGACGAAAUAGACCGCACCUCAUGCAGUGUCAUUUGUCCAACAUCUAAAGAACCAUGUUCACGUUUGAGACUAAAUAUAAUAAUCCAUUAAGGAUAUCUUUCUGUUGAUUUGACAGCAAGGUUGUAAGAGAGAUACAGAUUACAGAGAGGAAAAUCAAUAAAUGAUCAUUACAUAUGAUUAGUUAUUGGCUGAAAACCUGCAUAAUUGAUGUAGCACGCCUUGUACUGGGGAGAGGCUUAUGCUGAAAUGUAUACAUUUGAUAAAACAAACUGCACCAGAUUCGUCAGUCUGAAAGAGAAUAAGGCGAUCCUUCAGUGGAUUUCAUAUCCAUCCCUCUAGUGAAAUCCUUCAACCCCUCAAUCUCUCCUGGGACGUACAUGGGCUGAUGGGGAUUCCCAUAACAGCCUGUAGAUGGAUCGUCAGUGACUCCAGGUUUACGUGCCCAGCCUGGACUCAACAUUUCUCCUCCUAUCAUGGAUGAUAUAAUCACCCCCCUGGGGAAGCCCCCGCCCCCUUCAGUUUCUAGUCUUCCAGGACAUUGUCAGUCAUCUGUUCAUUGUGGUUCACGCUGAGCCAAUGGGAGGCUUGUUGGUAAGUAGAUAGUGUCAGGAUGCCCGGGGUUUGCAGGGAGCGCCUGGGGUUGAGUGAUGCACUCGUUGCGCUGAUGGCUGUUGAGUGGAGUGUAGUUGCUAGGACCACACAGAGGAGAUUGGAUGUAGCUGACGCCAAAGAAGCAUAGAUAAAUUGAAUGAAGGCCAUUACUGGCUGGCCCACGUCACACUGUAGAUGGAUAAGGAUUGGGCCACGGUGGCUUUUCUGAGUUGUGGUGAUGUAACCAGCUGCCACCAUGCUGACAUGAUCAAAUAUCUGUCUUAUCCACAUUGGGCCUGUGUUCCGUAACACACGAACACAGACUGAGCUGUUUCUCCCUCAAUGUCUGUCCGUCUCUCAUCCAUUCAAUUCCCUAAGACAAAUACUAAAAUAAUUUGGCCAUUUAAAUAUGAUUGAACAUUUAGUUACCAACAUUGGUAUUGUUUACUUGGAGCUGUUAAUACAGGUUGUCACUCCAACUAAUCCAUAGUAUUCCCAUUAGUCCAGGACUUCCCUCACGAGCUCAGCAACACAGGCUCCAGAGUUCCAGCUGUGUGCUGCAUGAUGUAAGUGUAACCCAGUCGACGGUCUGGAUCAUGUUAAAACAGACUCCAGAAUGACUGCUGUCUGUCCAAUGACGUCAGUGCAAGGCUACCGCAGGUGUAUCUGGACAGAGGGAGAGAGAGAAAUGAAAGAUAGGGCCAGAGAAAAUACAGAGAGCAAAAUAGAGGAACUGCACUGUACAGUCCGUUGAGUUUAUAAUUCUGAUCAACAUUGACACAUCUGCCCACAGUUACUGUUUGGAUUUUAGAUAAAAUGACAAACCAGUAUAUUACCUAAACAUACUUACUAAAAUAAUGAGUAUAUAAAACAAGAUUUAGACAUUACAAUUGUCAUAUGGUGUGACAUGAAUGUUAUUGUACAUAAAAUUAAAAUGGUGUAAACUUUUCUUAAGAAACUCACUUCAUCAUAAUUCUUCAUCAUGACUAUUUUGAUUUCCUUGUCAUUACAUCAUUACAUUUUGUAUUAUUUUUGUUAAUCAUCGUUGCAGACAUCUGUUCGUAGUCUUACAAUAUCUUUUAGAUUAAUUCCAACAAACCCUGUUAUAAAUCUUACCAAAUGCUUGUGUCUCUCUGUCUGAUACUAUUUUACAUGUGUUCCAUUGAGAUUUUUAAGAGUUAUCACUAACAAAACAUUGUGCCACAAAACACUGUGUAGCGCUUGGUUAUCGAACACAAGACUAGUGAAGAACCAAUGUUUUUAGUGAGAAACACUCUAAUAAAGAACAGUAUCACAAGUAAUUGGUUACAGUUAACCUUAAUCCUAAACUUAAUCACACUGGAAGCGUUAUUUAACCUUUUUGUUAUCUAACCUUCUCACUAAACUUAAUCCUAAUCUUAACCACACUGGCAUUGUCAAACAUUUACCCUUAAGCAUUACUUGUAGUUCAGCACUUUCACCUGUGUAUAGCCGCAUUAGGGAGUCGACGUCACCAACACAAACUCUCCAUAUAUAUCUUACAUACGUAAACCUGAACACGUUAUUGGCAGUCCAUACUAUUGCGUAUAGGUCCACAUUCAUAUUUAGGGGAAUGUUGUCUAAAAUAGUUAAAAGCAAAAAUAAGCCCUCUCAGGGCCCUUGGAAGAAAUUAGAAAAUGGGUUGCUGCGGGACCUCGGGGUGAAGUAAGAAAUAUGUUAACUUGCAAACUUGACAGUUGGCACUUCUGGCAAGUCAUGUUGAACAGAUGUCAGUGUGUCCCAUCAUGGUGAACUGUCUGCCUUAGGGGUAAACUACCCACCCAACCCACUCAAUGUCAAAGGGACCUUAUCAGAUGUAAUCAGAGGACAUUUCAAAACAAAAUACUUAAGGAUCUAGUUUCUCAUUACUUCUUCCUGGUUAAUGGAAUUUGUGUGCUACUGUUGCCUCAGAUAAUGACACUGACAAAAGUGUUCUGCCACUACACUUUUGUCAUGCAUAUUUUAUCUGAUCAACAUGGUGAAAUAUUUAGCAGAACUCUACUCUGGAUCACUGCAGAAGCUAUGAGAGGCUUGUCUGAUUGAAACUGAUGAAACAAAACUUUGUUGAUGGUUGUUUGCCCUUGAAUAGUUAAAUACAGUUCCCAAGGCCUCAUUCCAAUCAGUUGUUUUCAUGCUUUGGCACUGAAAGCAGCACUGACAUAUGCUGUUGUGAUGAUGUCGUAGACCAAGGCUACAUACGUAUGUGAUUGUAGUUUGAGGUUACACACCGAGUAAGAAAAUAAAAGGAAUAACGCAUAUAAACUGUCUUUAAUUGAAUUGAUAGUUAUAUUACCAGAAGAAAGCCUUCUCAUAAAGACAAGACAAAUACUCAUAGAACCCAUAUUGAACCAAAGGUAUGAUUAUGUUUAGCCAUCUCCAGGCACUGUUGUUUUUGUAUUGAUGAGGCCCUGGACUAAUGGGUUUCUAUUCAAGAUGUCGUUUUGGAGAUACUUGGAGAUACUUUUUUCUGUCGAACCAUCCAUCUCACAAUGUGGGGUUGUUUUUGCACAUCUUUAUUAAGCUCUUUAUUUAUUAAAAGUUCUGGAGGGCACAGUGAAUAAAUAAAUUAAUAAAUAUGGAUUGUAGUCAAAAGUGUCUCUGGAUUCAGCCAGUCAUUUUUGUCUUUAAGGAAACAAGGUAAAACAAAAACAUCUACAGGAUUUACCACAAGCACAGAUGGACUAAAACCUAGUCCAUAUAAAAACAGAUGAGCUUUCCAAGAUGAAGUGUGAAGUUGAGGUGACCCCUGAACCCAGCAGCCCCACGCUGCUCGGAGAGGCAGCAGACACCUACUGCCAGGUGGACCGCUGGCAAAAACUACGGACUGCCGUCCGCAAAUUGGAAUUCUGGGAAGACUUCAGUGCAGAACUUAUUGGGAGUGGCUUCUUCUCCAAGGUGUACAAGGUGUCGCACAGUACAACAAAGAAAGUGAUGGUGGUAAAGAUCUAUAAGAAGGACGUCGACCAGGACAGCAUUGUACGAGAGAUUAGUCUACUGCAGAAGCUCUCACACCCUAACAUUGUCAGGUACCUUGGAAUCUGUGUGCGAGAAGAGAAGCUUUACCCAAUACUGGAGUAUGUGAGCGGGGGCUGUCUGGAAGACCUCUUGGCCCAGGAGAACAUUCCUCUUUGUUGGAGGGAGAAGGUGGACCUGGCCUGUGACAUCAGCAGAGGCAUGACAUACCUGCACUACAAGAAUAUCUAUCACAGAGACCUCAACUCCAAGAAUUGUCUGAUCCGGGAGACGUCCCGGGGCAGGGAAGCGGUGGUGACAGACUUUGGUCUGGCCAGGGAGGUGAUGGUGGAGCUGCCGGCCAACCACCCUGAGAGGAAGAUGUCUCUGGUGGGUUCUGCUUUCUGGAUGGCCCCUGAGAUGCUUCGAGGGGAACCCUAUGACCGCAAGGUGGAUGUCUUCUCCUUUGGUAUAAUGCUGUGUGAGAUUCUGGGCCGGAUUCCUGCAGAUCCUGAGAUCCUCCCCAGAACACGGGACUAUGGCCUAGAUGUGAAGGCCUUUGGUGAGAUGGUGCAGGGCUGUCCACAACGCAUCCUUGAGCUGUCCGCCAGCUGCUGUCUGAUGGAUGCAUUUCGGAGACCCUCCUUCUCAGAGCUGUUGGAUGAGUUAGAGGAGAUUGCUGAAGGUCUGGUACCCCCGGACUCGUCGUUGACUACGGGGUGAGGGGGUGGGGUCACCGUCUACUUCCUUAGCCUAAGAGGACAAGGUGGCCUGCAGCAGAUAGCCACUUCGGAGUCUUAUACAGGAGAAGCAGACACCACACACUUCAGGCUUGCUCUACAGCAACCACAUGUAGGGCUAAAACUGCAGCACUCUGAAAUACAAAUGGAUGACUGGAAGUUCAACUGUCUUUCUACAGUACAGACUCAGCUAGUCUGGGUCCAAUACAAAGGGGGGGGGGGGGGGGGGG
This is a messenger RNA of Esox lucius (northern pike), 4659 nucleotides long. Its product is annotated as PKc_LIMK_like_unk domain-containing protein. Lineage: Eukaryota; Metazoa; Chordata; Actinopteri; Esociformes; Esocidae. Gene Ontology annotation, cellular component: cytoplasm; nucleus. Gene Ontology annotation, molecular function: ATP binding; protein serine/threonine kinase activity. The coding region runs from base 3459 to 4412 and encodes 317 amino acids. The transcript has 9 exons. Gene Ontology annotation, biological process: protein phosphorylation; actin cytoskeleton organization. The record is from RefSeq and is a predicted model, not a curated record.